CCUUUACGCUGUAGUGCCAAUCAAGUCGGUGCUAGUUACUUGCUCCUGCGACUACCACUCCACACUAUCUUCCUCUUUCUCUUGUUGGAUCAUAUACCUCGCUUACGCAGCUUCCUGUUCAGCUUGAAGGCAUCGUUUUCUUGCCAGUUAUUCUCACCCAUGUCAGUGCCACAUCCUCCACAAACCCUCAUGCACCCCCAUUCCCAAAGAGAAGAUUCCUAUUCCGCCGUCUUUCGAGCUCAAGAAAGUCAUUCUAUUUUAAACCCUACUCUUCCUAUUCGGACCUCAAAUUCGGAUGCAGCCGAAAUUCUGACACUCCUUCAUCUUUCAUUCAAUCAAGAUUCGGGUUGCUUCGCCGCCAGCACCAAUUGUGGUUUCCGUGUAUUCAAUUGUGACCCGUUUCGCGAGAUCUUCCGGCGGGAUUUUGGCCCUGCUGGUGGAAUCGGAUUGGUUGAGAUGUUAUUUCGGUGCAAUAUCCAUGCCUUCGUCGGCGGUGGGGUUGACCCUGCAUACGCAAUCAACAAAGUUAUGAUUUGGGACGACCAUCAGUCCCGCUGCAUUGGCGAGCUAUCAUUUCGCUCUGAGGUAAAGGGGGUUCGUCUUAGAAGGGACCGAAUCGUGGCGGUUCUGAUGCAUAAGAUAUUAGUGUACAAUUUUGAUGACCUCAGAGUGUUGCAUCAAAUUGAGACAAUCGCGAAUCCAAAGGGACUUUGUGAAAUCUCCCAUGUCUCAGGGGCAAUGGUUCUGGUUUGUCCUGGAUUACAGAAGGGUCAGGUAAGAGUCGAACUUUACGCUUCAAGGCGGACCAAGUUUAUAAUGGCGCACGACUCCCGAAUUGCUUGUUUCGCACUUACGCAAGACGGACGCUUGCUUGCCACCGCAAGCACUAAGGGCACUCUGGUUAGAAUUUUCAAUACUAUGGAUGGUUCAUUGCUCCAAGAGGUACGAAGAGGGGCUGAUCGAGCAGAGAUAUACAGCCUUGCUUUCUCUGCCACCGCACAGUGGCUAGCCGUAUCAAGUGACAAGGGAACUGUUCAUGUCUUCGGUCUAAAGGUUGAUUCAGGACUGUUGGGGCAUCGUGUAUCACAAAGUACAUCUGAACCUAAUCCCGCUAGCCCCUCCUCAGUUUCAUCUCUUUCCUUUAUUAGAGGUGUACUGCCAAAGUAUUUUAACUCAGAGUGGUCAGUGGCGCAGUUUCAUUUGAAUGAAGGUUUGCAAUAUAAUGUUGCCUUUGGUCACCAAAAGAACACGAUUGUGAUACUUGGCAUGGAUGGAAGCUUCCAUCGAUGCCAGUUCGACCCCAUAGCCGGUGGAGAGAUGACCCAACUUGAAUAUUAUAAUUUUCUGAAGCCAGAAGAAGAAAUUUUCUAGAUUUGAACGUAUUCAACUAUUUACUGUGGCUGGCGUUUCCUGUAAAUAGAUUUUAUCUUUUCCCGUGCAGCGGUUGUUGUUAAAAUGAGUGCUGUCUCCCCGGCGCCCUGCUGUUGAUUCUUAUUUCAUAUUUUGGGCAUUUUCUGGGCCUUAUGGGUUUUCAGCCGAUGAUUUUCAUGGGCUGGACAUUCUUUUUUUUUUUUUUCUUUUUGGAACUAGCACCAACUCCCCCUACAUUGCAUGGGAAGUAUUCGCUAACACAACUUAAUAUAAAAGAUUAUGUUUAUUAUUGUCAUAAA
Molecule: messenger RNA, 1670 nt
Organism: Prosopis cineraria
Lineage: Eukaryota; Viridiplantae; Streptophyta; Magnoliopsida; Fabales; Fabaceae
Product: autophagy-related protein 18a-like
Exons: 4
Coding region: 160-1371 (403 amino acids)
Biological process (GO): autophagy of mitochondrion; protein localization to phagophore assembly site; nucleophagy
Cellular component (GO): phagophore assembly site membrane; cytosol; extrinsic component of membrane
Molecular function (GO): protein binding; phosphatidylinositol-3,5-bisphosphate binding; phosphatidylinositol-3-phosphate binding
Source: RefSeq, a predicted model, not a curated record